Messenger RNA from Arvicola amphibius (Eurasian water vole), 3654 nucleotides. It is a transcript of the gene Dtx1, whose product is annotated as deltex E3 ubiquitin ligase 1. Lineage: Eukaryota; Metazoa; Chordata; Mammalia; Rodentia; Cricetidae. Gene Ontology annotation, cellular component: nucleoplasm. The record is from RefSeq and is a predicted model, not a curated record. Gene Ontology annotation, molecular function: ubiquitin protein ligase activity; zinc ion binding. Gene Ontology annotation, biological process: Notch signaling pathway; protein ubiquitination.
AUGCCACCGGGAGGAGACGGAGCGACUGCAGCUCUUCUGCCUCUGGGGACAACGACCCCUGAGAUCCGGGUCUGGCUGCACCAGGCACCCUCCAUCCGUCUCGACAUCCCUCAUCUUGAACUCGAAUCCCUGCAUCCUUCAUCCUUCAUUCCGCAUCCCGCAUCCUACAUCCCACAUCUUGCGUCCCCGCAUCAUGCACAACCCAGCAUCCUGCAUCCCCACAGUCCCGCGUCCCCGCAUCCCACACCGCAGGCCCCGGUAGUGCGUCGCUCGAGGCGGGGGACGCGCUCCAGCCCGAGCACAGGUCACUGCGGGUCGCGAACACCAGUGGGGUGGGGGCGUGCCCACGGCCCCCGCCCCUCCCGAGGGUCCUCAAGCCACCAGCUCCAGAGCAGCGAUCUCUGCGCUCCGCCCCCUUCCCUGAGAGAUCUGCGACCACUCGGGCCGGCCAGGAGAGGGGACAGAGGUGCAGGGGUGAAGGGAGCCCCUACAGUGGAACUGUCGGGAGGGGGCGGAACCAAGUCACCCAGGAGCGAGGCACGGGGUCUGGGACGCAGAGCUGAGCGCGCAGAGAGCAGCAGGCUGGGGCCAGGGCCUCCCGGCUGCGCUCUGCGGGAAGGGGUCCUUGCUGCUGCGUCUGGAUGGCCACCCAUCCCCCUAACCCAGGCCUCUAGGCCUUGGAGAGGAGCCCAACUAGAAAAGAGGGCCACACUCCUCGCCGCCCGACCUGGAGAGAGAGGACGACGCUUCCCCGGUACUCCCAGGCCCAGAGGAGCUGGGCCAGCAACAGUGGGACCUGGCCCCGCAGGCGGCAGCGGCCAUGUCACGGCCCCAGGCCAAGGUGUGAUGGUGCCGGUGAACGGUCUGGGCUUCCCGCCGCAGAACGUGGCCCGGGUGGUAGUGUGGGAGUGGCUCAAUGACCACAGCCGCUGGCGACCCUACACGGCCACCGUGUGCCACCACAUCGAGAAUGUUCUUAAGGAGGAUGCCCGGGGCUCCGUGGUCCUGGGCCAGGUGGACGCCCAGCUGGUGCCCUACAUCAUCGACCUACAAUCCAUGCAAUCAGUUCCCGGCAAGACACAGAGCCUCUCUGGGCUCCGCCCACGGUCUCUCUGGAGCUGCUCCAGGCUGCCCACCUACCCACCUGUCCAGACAACAGUGGCACUCAGUGACUGGGUACCACACACGAAGGAGCCUGGCAGGAAGUCUUGUAGCCUCCUGAGCUGCAGAACAAAGGACCCAGCCAUCAGAGGUGGCUGCCAAGACAGCCUGCCACACCUGCGACCCAGUGGCUACCUCUUCCACAGUGACAGUGCCAUGGCCCCUGAACAGCUUGGGGAUCCAGGGGAGGAUGAUCAGGGCCCUCAGUUUCCUCCCCUUCUCCUUACAGCCAGGGCACCUAAAUCCUGGGGCAUGGAGUGGGAAUUGGUGUUAGGGAGGCACCAGGGCAUUGAGGUGUGCAAGGACCCCACACACACUGCAGCAGCUUGGGCCCUCAGAGGCCGAGCAGAGUGGAGGAAAUUUCCUGGAGUAGGGUAUCGCCCCCCAUUUAUGUAUACAAACCCAGGCUGUGUGAGGAGUCAGGGUUCUCACCCCAGCUCUCCAGUUCUACUGGCAGCUUCUGUCCCUCACUUCCUCUCACACAUUCUUCUGCCCCCUGAAACCCCCUUUGACUCAGGACCUGGGCAGCAGACAGGGCUCAGGAGGGCAAUUCCCAUCCAAGGGUACAUGGCCCCUCAUGUCACCGCAAAGUUGACCACAGCACUUAAGGAUGUCCUGGCUGCCCCGUGGGGACAAAGGCAUGAGUCUACUGCCGUGGGCCAAGCACAGGAGUCACAGUGGCUUAGAGCAGCAGAGAAUCAGGCAACAGAGCUGUCCAAGAGGCUGCUCGAUACCUACAGGGCUCUCAGGGGAGAGGGUGGAGCUAACGGCAUCAAAUACCUAGGCCAGGCAGCCCAGAGCCAGUUUAGGUCCUGGGAGAUCUUGCAGCCUGCUCUGUCAAUCACUGGUUCCCUCAGCUUCCUCAAGAGCACCAUGCGGCCAGUGCGACGCAACUUCUAUGACCCAUCGUCAGCUCCGGGCAAGGGCAUCGUGUGGGAGUGGGAAAACGACGGCGGCGCGUGGACGGCGUACGACAUGGACAUCUGCAUUACCAUCCAGAACGCGUACGAGAAGCAGCACCCGUGGCUUGACCUCUCGUCGCUGGGCUUCUGCUACCUCAUCUACUUCAACAGCAUGUCCCAGAUGAACCGCCAGACGCGCCGCCCGCCGCCCCGCCUGCGCCGCCGCCUUGACCUGGCCUACCCACUCACGGUCGGUUCCAUCCCCAAGUCGCAGUCCUGGCCCGUAGGAGCCAACUCGGGUCAGCCCUGCUCCUGUCAGCAGUGCCUGCUGGUCAACAGCACGCGUGCCGCCUCCAACGCUAUCCUGGCGUCACAGCGCCGCAAGGCGCCCAUUGCGCCAGCAGCACCUCCAGCGCCCCCACCGCCCCCUCCACCGCUGCCGCCAGGAGGGCCCCCGAGUGCGCUCGCUGUGCGCCCCGCGCCACCCUUCGCCGGGGCCGCGCUCUGGGCCGCACCUGCCGUUGUCCCCACGGAGCCCGCGCCACCUCCAGGAGUUCCCCCGCGGAGUCCCAGCGCCCCCAACGGAGCGCCAACCGGUCAGAAUAACCUCAGCCGGCCAGGACCCCAGCGAGCCACCAGCGUCAGCGCACGGGCCUCCAUCCCGCCAGGGGUUCCGGCGCUCCCCGUGAAGAACUUGAAUGGCACCGGCCCUGUACAUCCAGCACUGGCAGGGAUGACUGGGAUACUGCUGUGUGCCGCCGGGCUGCCCGUGUGCCUCACACGAGCCCCCAAACCCAUCCUGCACCCGCCCCCGGUGAGCAAGAGCGACGUGAAGCCUGUGCCCGGAGUGCCCGGAGUGUGCCGCAAGACCAAGAAAAAACACCUCAAGAAAAGCAAGAACCCCGAGGAUGUAGUUCGGAGGUACAUGCAGAAGGUGAAAAACCCACCUGAUGAGGACUGUACCAUCUGCAUGGAGCGGCUGGUCACAGCAUCUGGCUAUGAGGGUGUGCUCCGGAACAAGAGUGUGCGGCCUGAGCUUGUGGGCCGCCUGGGCCGCUGCGGACACAUGUACCACCUGCUCUGCCUGGUGGCCAUGUACUCCAAUGGCAACAAGGACGGCAGCCUGCAGUGCCCUACCUGCAAAGCCAUCUACGGGGAGAAGACGGGGACGCAGCCGCCAGGGAAGAUGGAGUUUCAUGUCAUCCCACACUCGCUGCCCGGCUUCGCAGACACCCAGACCAUCCGCAUCGUCUAUGACAUCCCCACGGGCAUCCAGGGCCCUGAACACCCCAACCCAGGCAAGAAGUUCACGGCCAGAGGCUUCCCUCGCCACUGCUAUCUACCCAACAAUGAGAAGGGCCGGAAGGUGCUGAGGUUGCUCAUCACCGCCUGGGAGCGCAGACUCAUCUUCACUAUCGGAACAUCCAACACCACGGGCGAGUCAGACACCGUGGUGUGGAACGAGAUUCAUCACAAGACGGAGUUUGGUUCCAACCUCACUGGCCACGGCUACCCCGAUGCCAGCUACCUAGAUAACGUGCUGGCUGAGCUCACCGCCCAGGGUGUAUCUGAAGCCAUGGCCAAGGCCUGA